AUUUCCCACCUUUAUUGACACAGUCAAAAUAGAGUACUUGAUAACGUAAUAAUCAGUAAUAAGUUAAAACUUGUCUUCUGUUUCAAGUUUCAACGCAUGGCCAUCAUAUUUAUAUAUAAACGCAUAAAGCUAUCUAGUUUUGUGACUCCAACAAUUUCAGAUCUCUCUAGCUAGCAAUCAUGGAGAAAGAUAAACAAAGUAAGCUAAGGAACAAGAUCUUGAAGAUAAUACCAAAAGCAGCAGCUGCAAUCACCGUUACAUUUCAAAACGGUCCUUUCAGUCCUGGAAGGGAUCACAAAUUCAGAUCAGACAAUAACACAAACAGGUGGCAGAAAACUCAUUUUGGUAAGGGUUUCUCUGGACCCAUGAUUCCUCCCGAAGCUAGAACAAAACCAAAAGGUGAAACUCAAGAACCCACUUCACCAAAAAUAUCUUGUAUGGGACAGAUCAAGCACAAGAAGAAACAUCAUAAUAUUGCAAAAACACUUCCUACACACGGUGAUAACAGUGCCGCGUCGACUCCAAAAGACACGGAGGUGAAGAAAUCGAAGUUUCAGAGGAUGUUUUCACACAGAUCAAAAUCGAAAUUUGCAGCGAAGAAACCCGAUGAGUUUGUGAAUGGAGCGCCGCCGAUGGGUGAGAUGAGGCGUUUCGCGAGUGGACGUGAGAGUUUUGCUAAUUUCGAUUGGAAGGGUAUGAUAGAAGCUGAGGAAAUUAAUCAAAGGGAAUGUUAUACUGAUGCAGAGGAAGAUGAUGAGAUCUUAAUUCCAUUUUCUGCGCCGAUUUUGGGUGGUGGUAAUGGUAAUGUUACAUCUAAUUUGAACUUGAAGCCACGAAAUGAAAUUAAUCUGUGGAAGAGAAGAACAAUGGCACCACCUAGGCCUCUUCAGUUGAAUCCAGUGCUUACGGCUAAAUGAUUUAUUAUUCUUUCAUUAUUAUUAAUUGUUCAUUUUAAUAUGUGUGGCAAAUACUAUCAAUCAUUAUUGGCUACCUGUAUAGAAAUCUCAAGCCUUUUGAUAAAAACAUAUUGAAAGUUAAUAAGAUAAGGAAAAAAUUGAUGAAUUUUUGAAACAGCUGUGGGAAUUGUCAUUUGUCGGGUAAUUGUUGAGAACAAUGAAUCAAUGCUCGUUGAGAAGUUUGACAAGAAAGAGUAAAAUACAAAGUGGUACAGGUUGGUGAGCUUGCUUUUUUGUCAUUUUCUUAUACAUGUGUCUGCCAUUACAUUUUCUAAUCAAUUUCCUUGUUGAUUCCAUUUACACCA
Molecule: messenger RNA, 1261 nt
Organism: Cicer arietinum (chickpea)
Lineage: Eukaryota; Viridiplantae; Streptophyta; Magnoliopsida; Fabales; Fabaceae
Source: RefSeq, a predicted model, not a curated record